AUGGUAGAAACAAAGGAAGAGAAGAUGGCUCGGGAAAAUCGGUUGUUGGAAAGAGCCAAAGUUGUGGCUAUCAUCAAUCGGGACAGUACGGUUAACCGUGUACGAGCGUUAGCUAACACCGCAUCGUGUGUGGAAGGACAUUCGGACUUGAUACCGAUUUUUUUGGUUGCUGCUGGGGACCUAGAGUCCUUAUGGAAAGAUUUUAUGUCACAUAAUCAAACGGUCUUGGUUGCUCUGUGCGAUUUAAAUUUGGUUUCGGAAUUUUUUACCCAGUUAGAGACAGAGAUUCGGGCUCUAUAUUCGAGUGUAAAAUCUGUGUUCGAGAAUUAUUCGAGAAAUAUAAAUUUAAAAAAGAGCUGA
Cinara cedri is the source of this 360-nucleotide messenger RNA. The record is from the annotation of a GenBank genome assembly. NCBI's taxonomy places the organism in Eukaryota, Metazoa, Arthropoda, Insecta, Hemiptera, Aphididae.